Rhopilema esculentum is the source of this 2732-nucleotide messenger RNA. RefSeq lists its product as uncharacterized. Lineage: Eukaryota; Metazoa; Cnidaria; Scyphozoa; Rhizostomeae; Rhizostomatidae. The record is from RefSeq and is a predicted model, not a curated record. Gene Ontology annotation, molecular function: D-glucose transmembrane transporter activity.
GAAACUGUCAAGGAAUAAAGGUUAACCACAUCUCCAACUGAUUCAACAAUAAAGUUAUUGUUUCAUGGCCCUACGUCCAUUUUCUUCACAACAGGAUCUUUUUUAGAACUCCACAUAAUUUCAUCGCAUUCUACACCUUUCGCGUCAACAAACCAACCUUCGCCGUUAAAUCUAGGUGAAGAAGACAUAGGCGUAAUUAUCUUGAAUGAACUGAUGAUUAAAAGCAACGAUCAUAAUUGCAGGCGAUAUUUGUAGCUGCGAACAGAGAAAUGGAGAGCGCUCAGGCCAAAAUCCAAAGUCAAAAUGGCUUUCUCGAUUCUGAUGAUGAUGAAGAGGAUGGCAUGUUUGAUUUCCAAAGUGAGCAUGAUAAGAAAAUUGGAGCACAGAUAUUGAUGCUUUUGACUUGGAUGUCUUUGGGCCUCAUCUAUGCCUUGCCAGGUCCAAAUCUUUUGGCUAUAGCAUGCAAAGUAAAUUCAACUUUGGAACAUAUUGGACUUCUGUUUAUCAGUAGAGGAGUUGGCACCUUAUGUGGAAAACUGGUGUCUGGCUUUAUGAUACAUCACAAUAAAGGAUACGGAAUAAUGUCUAUAGCUUUGGUAAUACUACCAGUGAUGACAGCAGUGUUCCCUUUAAUAAAAAGCCUUGGUGGAGCUGCAUGUGUGAUGAUAGUAAUAGGAGUUGCAUAUGGAUUGGCUGCAGAAGGCUACAAUAUAAUGGAUUAUUCAAAUGGAUUAAAGAAACCUGGAGGUUUUAACAAAGCUACAUUUGCACUUUCACUUGGAGCUGCAGUUGCACCACUGAUAUCGUCACCAUUCUUAGGGGAGCUAAAAAACAUAAAUAGCCUGAACAAAACAAGGAGCUUGGCUAUAAGCAAUGACAAAGAAGGUCUAAUAGUUUUCCCUGGGUUUGUCUGCUUAGAGAAAAGUGACUUUGGAAAGUCCUUUUGGAUUAGUACAAUCCCUUGCUGUUUGCUUAUUUUUCAGAUUUGUUAUGUAAUUUGCUCAAGUUCUAAUAGAGAAAUUGGAAGCCUCUCCGAAAAUUCAAGAGGAAGCCGAACCAUUAGCUGGAAGGUUUAUGGUCUACGAUUCAUAUUGUUUCUAGUCCUACUUUUGUAUGGAGGGAUUUACAGAAUUGCUGAACUGGUGGUUUUCUCAUACAUCACUCUUGGGCCAUUUGAUAUAAACACAACAAAAGCUUGUCUUCUUGUCAUGAUGCUCUGGGUGGCAUUUGCUUUUGGACAUAUUCUUCAACAUAUAGUGCUAAUCAAAAUUGAGAGAGUAGAGAGACGUCUUGGCAUCGCAUUUUUAAAGUCAUGUGUCUGCCUCAUUAUGUCCAUACUUUUAAUGAAAAUUGACAAUACAAAUGGUUUGACGCUGAGUUUGUUUGUUUACAUGUUUUUUGCAUCUGAACUAAGUCCUCUGGUGCACGAUGCUGUUUCAAGUUACGCAAUGACAUCAGAGGCAAUGGUGAAAAAGUUGAAUUUACUUGCAGAUGCAUUUGCAGAGAUGCUUUUUCCAAUUGCAUCUCUGGCCUUGAUGUACCACAAAGGUUGGCAUGCACUCUCCUUCACAAUCAUGGUUAUAAGUGUCCUGCAAUUUCUGCUUUGUUCUUUUUUGGCACUUUACCCAUUCAGUGAGAAUCGAGAAAUUUCUUCACUUCAGUAUGAAAAUCUGGCAGGCUCAAUAGAGGAUGGGAAUGGAAAGAAAAUCAGAAAAGAAAUUCGAAAGUUACUUGGUGGUUAUACUGAUCAGGAAGUCAGUUAUGUCACAAGUGAUGAAGAAGUAGUCUUUGACUUGAGAGGACGAUCAAAAGUGAAAUGAACCAAGUACCAUAAAAUUCAGAAUAAAGAUUGGUUUAAAAUUUAACACUUAAGGUGAAAUAAUAAAACACACUGCUGAACAGACAAGUGAUUACAAUAAUCAAGGGGUUGGAAAAUAUUUGAAAAUAUGGUGGAAUUAUGUAGAACUGAAGGGAUAGAAAACAUUUUGAAAACAAACAUCAAAAUAUUUGAUUACUCCGGGGGCUCAAAAUAACUAGGAAUUUUACAAAAAACGAUUGUAACUCAUUUUUCCAAUAAAACAUUUUGUGUUCUGAAUGAUUACUUCAUUUUAAUAUGGAAAGAGAAAAGUAUUAUAGUAUUUCAACAAGUGCCAACCGGCUCUUUUUGCAUAAGCUCAUUUACAUUAAUUCUUGUUUUUAAGUUAACAAAGACAGUCAAAUUGCUUGAAUUGACAGGGAUUUAUUUCAACAAAACAUUUUUCAUGACCUUGUAAUGGAAACAUCCUAAAAUUAACAGUUUAUCCAAAAAUCUUUAGAUUUAGACAAAUUAUAUACUUUAUUCAGUGUACUAUAAAGGAGCAAUUUUCGUUACAUCAUCUUUUUUAAAUCGCUUUUCAACAAAUGUAGCCCAGAUAAUGUAACAAAAUUUGCUUGUUUAUAGUAAACUGAAAUCUAGCUAUUAAUAGUUCCAUAUAUGUACUCCAGUUUUGUUCUUGAGGUUAUCUUUAUUUUCAGAUAAAUUCCCCUUUUCAGAAAGGAGGCAUUUAAAAAAGGGGGCAUUUUUAUGCAUUUCAAAAUUAUCGAAGGGUGAAGAAGGGGGCAUUUAAUGGACAUUAUGUUAUGAACCUUUUCUUAUGUUAAUGAAUUAAAUUCAAUGGUAACAAAAGAUCAUUAGUCUUUGUGUUUAAAAAGAUUAUUUGGAUAAAUUCAGUAGAUAGUAAAGACAUAUUUCC